Plectropomus leopardus (leopard coralgrouper) is the source of this 911-nucleotide messenger RNA. The record is from RefSeq and is a predicted model, not a curated record. Lineage: Eukaryota; Metazoa; Chordata; Actinopteri; Perciformes; Serranidae.
UGGUGGGCGGGAGUCAAGUAUGUGGCCGGCGGACAGUCAUUCUUCAUCGGCCUGGUCAACACCUUUGUUCACAUAGUGAUGUAUUCGUACUACGGCCUGGCUGCGAUCGGCCCGCACAUGCAGAAGUACCUGUGGUGGAAGAGAUACCUCACCUCUCUGCAGCUGGUGCAGUUUUUUCUUUUCCUCCUGCACACGGGCUACAAUCUGUUCACAGAGUGCGACUUCCCCGACUCCAUGAACAUAGUGGUGUUUGGUUACUGCGUCACCCUCAUCAUCCUCUUUAGUAACUUCUAUAUAAAAAGCUACCUCAGCAAGAAGAAGCAGAAAUAAGAUGCAGCGAUUGUGAAGCUUUGCGACUCCAUCAGCAGAAGAAAACUCUAAGGAUGGAAAAGGCAGAAGUACAUCAGCAUUAAGACUGACAGGAAACCAGACCUCAAAAACGCCAAAAUAGUGCAGCUAACAGCAUCAGCAGACGGUGCUCCCUCAGCUGCUCCUUCAACAAAGUUAAACAGGAAACAAAUGGUACUGCGCGCGUGAAAGUCAUACAUGAUGCCCUCUCAUGCACAUGUUAAAGCAUCACAGCACAUUAUCACAUGAAAGUAUUUCUAUGGUCCCAUCAUGGAAAUUAAAAACAAAUCAUCAAAUUAUACCAGCAAGAUCAGGUUUUAAAAUGUUAUUUUAAGUGUUUCACUCCUGUGAUGUUGCCAUAGGGACAUUGAGUGAAUCUUAAGUGUAGUUUGAUUUGUAAUGACCUCACUUUAGAUACUGUAUUUAUCAGUAUGGUAUGAAUAGUCUACAUGUUUUACAACAGUAUGUAAUUUAAUUGUCAUGUUUAUUACUACAAUAAAAUUUAAUGUAAGUGGACAAAAAGUCUACAGAAAUUAACUUUGAGUUAUAAAGGUGGUCAAAAA